UCCUUUGAAUUUGGAACGAUUGGAAUAAUAUCUAACAACAAAUUGUCAAAUAAAAUAUUGAAACAUUUGUUUCAGUAAGAACAUGUGAAAGUUUUACAUCUGUAUAUAUUUAAACUUCAUUUAAACUUACAGUAUACACCAAUCUAUCAUCGUACCCAUAUUAAGCGGCUUUGCUGAAAAGAAUAUAGGUUAAUCCUCAAGAUAUUUCUCUUCUGAAGUUUGUCGGAAUAAUAAAGGCGAUGGAAACAUGUGGUCAUGAGAAACAUGUGGUGGCGUUUUGCUAUAGAUAUCCAGAAAUGUAUGAUUGUUUAAACAAUAGACGGGGUUUGACAAUACCAUGGACAACAUAGAUGACGAAUGCUUGUGGCAUUUCAAGUAUAAUAAAAAGGGUAUACAAAAUAUCGGAUAGUUUAUACAUACAUUCUAACGUGAGUUGGUUACAGUAUUAAGUGAAGCGGAAAUGGAGACACUUCGUUGAUAUAAGGACUGCUAUUUGGGAAGAACCUGAGCGUGACGAAGCCAAAUGUUUAACUAGAAGACAAGUUCGCCGUACGAUUUAUUGUCAAACUCACGUGAUACAAGACUCGGAACGGGAUGCGAGACUUGACUAAUGCAGGUAUGACGUACUUCAAAAGACAGUUGUUAUAUGGCAUCAGUCAUUUGAGAGGAUGCUUAAGUCACCAGCGCCCAGGUUUUGUAAGGAAACGGAGCACAUAUCUAACCUCCCUUGACAGCCCCCAAGCAGUGGACAGGACCUUGUCAACAGAUUACGAUAGUGCUAAACCAUUUAGUGAUAUCCCAGGACCAACCGGAUUGCCAUUUAUCGGAACUCUUAUGCAAUAUACAGGUCCUUUUAGAAAGUAUGACAUAGACAACUACCAAGCAGUGCUGGAGUCUAGAUGGAAAGAGUUUGGACCUGUUCUCAGGGAGACCAUAGGAAACCGUACGGCUGUCAGGCUGUUCGACCCUGACCAUGUCCAGGCUGUCUACCAGCACGAGGGGGUGUGGCCAAAUAUUGUCCCUAUUCUGGAGAGUUCCCGAAAGUACCGUGAAUCAAAAGAUAUGUCUCCUGGACUGGGAAAUAUAAACGGUCAGGAGUGGAAUACUAUGCGGAAAGCCAUCCAGACGGUGAUGAUGCGGCCCCAUAAUGUAGCUCAGUUCCUUCCGUUUGUGAACGAGGUAGCUGAUGACGUCAUUGACGAAAUAUGUAUCAGAAAGGAUAAUGAGGGAAAUAUCGCUCAUUUCAACUAUUUGGCGGGAAGAUGGAAUUUGGAAACUGCUGGAAUGAUUUGUUUUGAGAAAAGACUUGGAGCACUGAAAGAGGGAUUCGAUUCGCAUUCGCAGAGAAUGAUCCAGGCAAACCUAGACAUAUUUGAAUUUUCCACAAAACUUAUGUUUGUACUUCCUUGGGAUUUCAUAACAUAUAGAAAGCUGUCAAAAAAACAUUUCGCAGCAGAGGAUUACUUUUACAGCGAUGGCAGGAAUCUCAUAAACACGACAGUAUCUCAUAUCAAGAAUCUGGUAGACAAUGGAGAACUGGUAGAAGGGAAGUUUGUAUUCCUGUCCUACCUGCUGUCCAGUUCUAAUCUCAACAACAAAGACCUGAUCAUCACUGCCCUCACAGUGUUCGCAGAUGGACUCAAUGCGACGGUACCGGCACUUCUACUGGCAUUGCACUGCCUCGCAAAGAAUCCACAAGCCCAGCAAAAGGCAUUUGAGGAAGUACAUCAGCAUGUUCCUGAAGAUGGCUACAUAACCCAGGACGUUUUAAACAAGAUGCCAUAUAUAAAGGCAUGUUUCAAGGAAUCCUUUAGACUGUACCCUUUAAACCUGGACAUUAAAAGGAUAGUGGAUAAGAAUAUUGCUGUUGGAGGAUUCCAGAUACCAGCUGGGACCGUCAUAGAGAUAUGUUCCUUCGUACACCAGAUGUCUCCUCAGUAUUUCGAUGAUCCAACAGAGUUCCGACCGGAGCGCUGGUUAAGGGGUAGCAGCCAUUUCAGAAAUCACCAUCCCUUCAUAGUCAUACCCUUUAGUCACGGACCGAGGAUGUGCAUAGGUCGACGAAUAGCGGAACAAGAUAUGUACGUGAUGAUGGCUAAGUUGCUGAAAAGGUUCAAGAUCACAACUCCAACAGACGAAUUGGGCCUAAAAUUCCAAAUAAUUCAGACACUGGACCGACCUAUUACGUUCACCUUUGAAGAAAGAACUUAGUUUGAUUUUGAUGACUCACUCCAUGAACAUGUACUGAGUUCAGUCGAGUUGAGUUAUGACAAGUAUCGAGGGUUUAAAAUCAAUCAAACCUCUCUCCAAUGGUUGAAAACGAAGAAACAUGAAGACUCACAUUUCGUUCGCACUGAUAUCACGUAGAGAGGAUUGAAACGAAUUAGUUUCAGCUGUACAUAUCAUUUGUGCAGUACAUCUUUAAUAAGGGAAUGCGUCAAUCAAUGCUGUGACGUCACUCCAGCAACUUCAUUUUUAACAGAUUUUGGUCAAAACGUUAUACCAAAUGUUAUGUAUGAAAAUGCUUCGAAUGAGUUCGUAUUUCAAAAAAGCAAAGUGUUUUUUUCGUUCUGUUUUACGGCCCAUCGACAAUUUAGGUCAUAUAGUGCGAAAGGUCAAGAUAAAAGGCACAACUAAUUUUCAUAGGAAUUUGUCAAGAAAUGACACUUAUUUGCACCGGAUCUUGGAGUCUCUUUGUCUUUUUUCAAGAUUCCUUGUUGUUAUUUAUUUUAUCACUUACUUAGCAUUUUUGUUAUGAUUCAAUUAUCUUAUAAACGAAUUACAUAUUUGAUCAACGGUGUUUAGUCUCAGUGUAGAAAAGCCACCAUGAGAUUAUGAUGCCCAUUGUACAUUCAUGUUGUUAUUUCAUAAGAAAGUUUUGCAAAAGUCGGUAUUUAUUUAUAUAGAAAUAAAAUAAAUUUA
Molecule: messenger RNA, 2922 nt
Organism: Mizuhopecten yessoensis (Yesso scallop)
Lineage: Eukaryota; Metazoa; Mollusca; Bivalvia; Pectinida; Pectinidae
Product: probable cytochrome P450 CYP44
Exons: 10
Coding region: 595-2211 (538 amino acids)
Molecular function (GO): heme binding; oxidoreductase activity, acting on paired donors, with incorporation or reduction of molecular oxygen; iron ion binding
Source: RefSeq, a predicted model, not a curated record